GAUAUGGUAGAACCUUUUUCUGACCUCCAUUUUACCUACAAAACCAACAACUACAAACAAAAGGAAAAAAAUAUAAAGGACGUAAGAAGCGAACCUUGAUAGAAAAAGAGGAAAAACUAAAAAACCCUAAAAACAAAUUUAAAAUAGAAAUAAAGAAGAAGAAAGAUACCAAGUUUAGUUUGGUUAGGGAAAUGGUUUAUUAAAUCAGAAUUCUUGUUUUUAGUUCCAAUUUCAAUUUCAAUAUCAAGUCUUUUAUUCGUUGAGCUCUCAUUGUCUUUCAAUCUUUUCUACCAAUUGUUGUUGUUAAUGUUGGUUGUAAGCGAUUGAUUCCAGUUGAAGCAAAACAAAAUUCUUUAAUCUUAUUGAGCUUUCUGAUGGUUUCAGUUUCAAUUAGGUUUUCUUCAUCUUUUCUUAUUCUUCAGAAGUUGGUGAAGAACAGUAAAACAAGGUGUUGUUCAGUUCAAUCUCAGAAGUAGUUUGUGAUAUGAAGAAGAAUAGAACAUGUGGGUGUUUCAUUUUUGAAUUGAUUGUUGGUAUUUGUAUUGUAUUUACUUUGUUUCAACCUGCUUUAGCUGUUAGACCUUUAAAGGAGAGGACAAGGUCUUGGGGUGAUGAGUGGUUUUUUAUCAAAAAAGAUGAGAGUGACGUUGGCACAUAUUCUCCGUGGAACAUAACUGGAACCUACAAAGGGACUUGGAACUUCCGAGAUUCAAAUAAUAGCUCCCACUGGUUUCCAGAUUUUGGAAAAUCUAAUGGGGUUUCAGUCCUUGAAUUAGUUAGUACUCCAACAAAGAUAACUGGUGUGCAUUAUGUCCAGGGGGUAAUUAUUUUCCACGACGUGGUUGACAAUGACCGAGAUACUGGAGCUGCUCAAAUGAGGGUAGAAGGUGUGUAUAUAUGGCCCUUUAGACAACUUCGGAUGGUAGUCAACAGCGAAAAGGAUGGAGAACUUGGUCAAGAAGACGAUUACAUUUUUUCCAACCCUUAUCACUUGCUUGGAGUUUUCUCCUCUCAGGUUUUUCAAGAGUCUCCCCGAGAUAAAAUGUGGAAGAAGAAGAACUCACCUUCCUUCGACAUGGAGAACCGCUGCAAUUUAGAAAUUGCAGCUCAAAUUGCACGUGUGUCACCCAACCAAUAUGAUGAAGAUCACGAGCUUUAUCAGUUGGAAGGGUUAAUCGAAAGUCCUUCUGUGGAAGAUGAUGGAGAGUGCUUCUCACCCAUAGUUGUAAAUGCUACUUCUGUCAAUGUUGAGGUUUACUACAACAAAGCAGUCAACUAUACAUUGAUGGUCACCUUUAUCUCUUUCCUUCAAGUGCUUCUGUUAAUUCGGCAAAUGGAACAUAGCAAUACCCAGUCAGGAGCAGCUAAAAUUUCAAUUUUAAUGAUCGGGCAACAAGCCAUUAUGGAUGCCUACCUUUGUCUUUUACAUUUAACAGCAGGAAUCCUAGUGGAGUCCCUGUUUAAUGCUUUCGCAACGGCUGCCUUUUUCAAGUUUGUUGUUUUCUCCAUAUUCGAAAUGAGAUAUCUUCUUGCGAUAUGGAAGGCGAAUAGGCCAGCGAGUAAUGGAGAAGGUUGGGAAAUAAUGAGACGUGAGCUGUCAGUUCUUUAUAGCCGUUUCUAUGGGAUUCUUUUGGGAGGCAUACUAAUCAUGUAUGAAUUUCAUAGUUAUCUGCGGCCUAUUCUUUUUAUUAUGUACUCCUUUUGGAUCCCUCAAAUAGUCACUAAUGUCAUACGUGAUUCAAGAAAACCGUUACAUCCACAUUACAUAUUGGGCAUGACUGCCACUCGGCUGGCAAUCCCGCUUUAUGUCUUUGGUUGCCCUAACAAUUUCAUGCGCAUCGACCAUGACCAAACUUGGUGUAUCUGUGUGGCGAUUUUCAUGGGACUCCAAGCAACUAUGCUUCUUCUCCAACAUUAUCUUGGAUCUCGAUGGUUUAUUCCUCAUCAGAUCUUACCAGAAAAAUAUAGCUACUACAGAAGGUUUGAUCACAAUACAUGUCACUCCACAGACUGCGUCAUCUGCAUGACAACCAUUGAUCUGCCACAAAGAUCAAAUGACUGCAUGGUGACACCAUGUGAUCAUUUCUUCCACUCAGGUUGUUUACAAAGGUGGAUGGAUAUAAAGAUGGAAUGCCCUACUUGCCGACGGCCCCUGCCGGCAGCCUAAACAGAGUCACAUCUUGUUUCUUGUAUAUUACUUAGAAUCAACUGACAUUGCCCCAACCCUUUCAAUUUUGAGGUGGGGCAGAACUCAGAUUUGCAUAGUACACACUGUUUCGAGAAGACUGAGAUACAUACGUAUAUGAUCACAAUUAAAUUUGAUCCUUGUACCAUUUCAGCAUUUUGCAUAAUCAAUACUGUUACAAAAUUCUUUUUGUUCUCUUUUCAUAUUUGUAUUUGUUAGUCAGAAAAUUCAUCUCUGUUGUAUCAUUUCUUUUUUCUUUAUACAGAUUAGUACAUUAGGCAACAAAAUUGGUCAGAGAAGUAGCAAUAAGUAUGUAUUAGUUUCCGGCCAACUUUGUUGGAUGUACACGAGCUAAACCAAAAACGAAUAACUUUAUACAAUUCUCAGCUGAAAGUGAAUUUUUUUUUUUUGAUA
Messenger RNA from Papaver somniferum (opium poppy), 2599 nucleotides. Its product is annotated as transmembrane E3 ubiquitin-protein ligase FLY1-like. The transcript is spliced from 15 exons. The coding region runs from base 485 to 2167 and encodes 560 amino acids. Lineage: Eukaryota; Viridiplantae; Streptophyta; Magnoliopsida; Ranunculales; Papaveraceae. Gene Ontology annotation, molecular function: zinc ion binding. The record is from RefSeq and is a predicted model, not a curated record.